Fusarium verticillioides 7600 is the source of this 2538-nucleotide messenger RNA. RefSeq lists its product as hypothetical. The transcript is spliced from 3 exons. Gene Ontology annotation, biological process: positive regulation of transcription by RNA polymerase II; DNA-templated transcription. The record is from RefSeq and is a predicted model, not a curated record. Gene Ontology annotation, molecular function: zinc ion binding; DNA-binding transcription factor activity, RNA polymerase II-specific; sequence-specific DNA binding. Lineage: Eukaryota; Fungi; Ascomycota; Sordariomycetes; Hypocreales; Nectriaceae. Bases 98 to 2437 code for a protein of 779 amino acids.
AACAACGAGGCGGGCAUAAACAUCAAUGCAUAACUCGGAUCACAUCCGUAUCUGGACGGACAAACUGCAAAAGCUAUCGCUCUGAUCCGAUUACGUUAUGGAAGAAGAGAGUAUGGCCGAAUACGGCCGCCCUGCAAAACGACCUCGGGUCUUGGUUGCAUGUCAGAGAUGCAAGAGCCGACGACAAAAGUGCGACAACACGAGCCCAGCCUGCUCGAAUUGUGACAAGGCAAAGGUGCCGUGCAUAUACAGUAACCAAGCCUACCCAUCGUCCUAUGUCAAGAGGCUGGAAGAGCGAGUUCGCCAAUUGGAGGCAAAUCUCGUGAUGGACGAGUCUUCUCCAAAUCAGGUAACCAGCACUGAGGAUCUUCGCGAAAGACGAGUAGAAAAUUUGCCAACAACCGCUCGGUCCGAAAGCCCUGCACCAGGUCGUUCACGAGAAAUUACUGAGGUGACCUCUGGAGCAGAGCGUUCUGGUCAACUUGCGCUGGGUCUGGGGGUCCUAUCCUCGUGCGCAGGGGCUGAACCGCAUUACUUUGGCUUCUCAGCUGGUCUAAGCCUUGCACAUUUUGUUCAGGUUGCUAUUGAUUCAGGGGAAAACCCCGUGGACGUGUCUCUACCUCAGCUCGCAGACAGACCCUUCUCGCACCAAGUGCCAAAAGCCAACAUCACAUUGGCCGAACCUCCCAAAUACAAUGCAGGGUCGAGCUAUAUACGGGCUUAUCUGGCACUCGUGCAUCCCUUGUAUCCGUUCUUGAACUUGGAAAGGUUGUGGCAAUUGCAUCGCUCUAUCACCAAACGACGAGAUGGGCAAGAAUCUCUUAGUACAGAGCAUAUUGACUUGGCAAUAAUGCAUUUAGUAUACGCCAUUGGUUCUAGGUGCCUUCAGCUGCUUCAAAGGUUCAGCAUUUCGAGUACAGUUCCUGAAGGACAUUUUCUUCGAGCAAUGGAGCAUAUUCGCCAAGACCUCAAGUUUACGAGCACCAAGUCCAUCGAGGUGACGUUACUUCUUGCGAUCCAUUCAAUGCGCUCUCCUUACGGUACGAGUGUAUGGCAUCUUGCGGGCCUAGCUAUUCGUCAAUGUCUCGAACUUGGACUCCACAAACAACGCCACGUAGAUCGCCAAAAUAUGGAAGUGGACCACUAUCGGAAGAGAUUAUUUUGGAGUGCCUAUAUUUUCGAGAGGAAAACAGCUCUAGUUCUAGGUCGGCCAUUUGCUCUCUCAGACGAAGAAAUUGACCUUUCUUUGCCGGCGGCUAUGGACCAUGGUGAUCAAGCCACCACUCCAGAUCAAAUGCCACAACAUAGCCUGGACCAUGGUUCAGAGUAUAAAGCUGCCCUCAGUUUUCACCGGCAACAUAUACAGCUGUACCAAAUCCACAGCGAGAUUCGUCUGGCCCUGUCACGAAUAAAGAAAACUCCAGCAAAGGAGGGCCUGCGAACAACAACAUCCAAAUUGCUUCAACAACUGGACCAGUGGAAAAAGCAAGUUCUAGCGACGUUCAGUGAAGACGCUUCCAAGGGGUCUGAUGGUUCGAGAAGGCUUACGGACCUCUUACGCGAACAGGAUAAUGCUGACAGCGAAGAGUCGUCGUCUUCAGAAACUUCCCAAGACCAAGGAUUUCUCAAAAGGUCUGUCGAGAUGGAAAAGACUGAGCUUUUACUAGAAUAUCACAAAGCCCGAAGGUCAUUACUUCAACCAUUAAUGACCGAGAACUGUCACAAUUACCCAUUUGAGACAACCGACUACACGGCAUGCGCCGAGUCAUCUGGACAAAUAUGCCGGCUCUACAGGCGCCUCCAUCGUCUGUCACCGAUUCCAUUCUCACUAAGAGAUCUGCACGCAGUUUUCCUUGCUGGCUUCACGUUAAUUUACUGUAUUCGCAUGUGUCCCUCUAUCUAUUCGGUGGAGCGCAUCGGCGACGUCGGGGCCUGUUCCACUGUCUUAUAUGUCAUCACAGAACAGUGGUCAAGCGCAAAGAAAUACCGUGACGUCUUCGAGACGAUUUCAGAGAAAAUUCUAGACGCAGUGAAAGGGCAGCACCUGGGAAAUCACAGUGCUGAACGCUUGUCAAGCCGAGAGACACAUGGCGCGACAGCGAUUAACGGACCGAGACCGAGAGAAUCCCGCAUGCCACACGUACUUGACGGUAAUUUCAAUAUCACAUCAAACUAUGGGGAGAGGAAUGAGUACCACGCUAGGAGAGAGUCUGUGGAGGGUUGUGAGACUCGGAGACGCGUCCCUGAUGAAAUACCUGCGCAGUCCUCGUUGGGGUUGACGCAACCAACGUACUUACUCCUCGAUGGGGAUCGAUUUACUGAUGCUACAAAUUUUGUCCCUCAUUUCCGUCAAAGCAUAGACUUGGACUUGGAUCACGAUAUUGAGAAACUUCUCUCGAGUGAGGGACUAGAGUGGUUUACUGGUGCCGUUCUGUAGAGAUGGGCAAGUCGGAGUUGUCAUCUGUUAUGAGGCCAGAUUGUUCACUCAAGUUUCUGAAGAUUUAUCAUAAUAAAAAUGCACUGCCAAACCAUGCCAAG